Seminavis robusta is the source of this 852-nucleotide messenger RNA. Lineage: Eukaryota; Bacillariophyta; Bacillariophyceae; Naviculales; Naviculaceae. The record is from the annotation of a GenBank genome assembly.
AUGAUUGCAUCGGUCAAGCGGAAACUUCUUGUCAAGCCUAAAUGUAUUCAGCAGAAUAUUCAGCCACCGUCAGAAAGUCUGACCCAUGUACCAUGGUCUCUUUCGUAUGGUGCUGUUGGGAGCCAUGACCCCAGCAGCGGCCAGGAAGCAGUGAAGAGUGGUAGUUGUGCUUUUCUGGAAGCAUCCUACUUGGAUCUUCGACGGCAACAAAACCAACAGUGGGCGGAAGACCGUUUAGUAGAAGGGGUCGCUUAUGCAUCCAACCGUGCGACUUUUUACCAAGCCGAAGAAUCCUUCAAAAAGGGCUUGGAAGUGGUUCCUGAUCACAGCGAACUCCGGAAGGCAUAUAGGAAAUUGUUAGCCAAGAGGGGUCAAAUAGACGGGACGGCAGACGUUUUUCUGAGAACAGGGCAUGGAUCAGAUCAGAGUGCAAUCAACGGCAAUUUUGGCAUUGCCAAGGUACCGGUAGCCUCCAAUGACACUAACAGCAAUGAUGCAUCCGAAAAAGACCACACAACAGACGGUGACAGCAAAGACGCACGCGACAAUUCUAAAAAAUGUCACGAGGAGAAACCAAAGAUUGAGGGGGAAACGAAAGACUUUAACGGGGACAAGAGGACGAGUUUCGACACAGGGAAACAUCAAGAGAAUGACGCAGUAGGCAACAAUGAAGCUGGGGUUGAAACUCUGGGUGAAAAUAACGUGGACAGGGACAAUGAUGACAAUGAUACCUCAAGUGAUUCGGAGGAACGGCGACGCAAGCGCCGCAAACGAAAGAAAAAGAAGAAAAAGAAAAGAGUCGCAAACGCUCCAGGAGAGACAAGGUUGAUGAGUGAUCGCACUUUUCGAUGA